Molecule: messenger RNA, 735 nt
Organism: Camelina sativa (false flax)
Lineage: Eukaryota; Viridiplantae; Streptophyta; Magnoliopsida; Brassicales; Brassicaceae
Biological process (GO): positive regulation of transcription by RNA polymerase II
Molecular function (GO): DNA-binding transcription factor activity, RNA polymerase II-specific; protein dimerization activity; RNA polymerase II cis-regulatory region sequence-specific DNA binding
Source: RefSeq, a predicted model, not a curated record
AUGCCGUCUAACGAGUGCACCAUGACGAUGAAAAGAGGAGGAACAAAGAGAAAGAUCGAGAUUAAGAAACGCGACACUAAACAACAACGCUCGGUGGCUUGCAGCAAACGCCGUCAAACUCUCUUCUCCAAAGCCGCUGAUCUCUGCUUUCUCUCCGGGGCCAACAUCGCCGUCUUCGUAACCUCUCCGGCAGAGAACAACGACGUUGUCUACUCCUUCUCCGGCUACUCUCCUGCCUCUGAAAUUGCUGACUGUUACCUCAACGGCAAGCCUCCGACGACUUCUAUUAACCCCCAAACCAAGCUAGGGUUUUGGUGGGAAGACCCUGAUCUCUACCGUAAUUGCGACGAUAUCUCUGAGUUAAACGUGAUCGAGGAUCGUAUGAUGAGAACGAGGAAGCAUCUGAUGGAUUGCCUUGAGAAGAAAGAAAAAACACAAUUUGUUUCCAAUUCUGAUCAUCAAAACCCUAGCUCCUCUUCUCUCGACGAAAACCCAAAGUCCUCGACUCCAUCUUCUUGUGAUGAAAUUGCUUCUUUUGAACAGAACUCUACUUUAUCCUCCUUCGAGAAGAUCUGUGGCGAGCCUUCAUCACAAGCUACUUGUUACUAUGACCAAAACCAUACCUUCGCUUUUGAAGAUCUCUACCGCGACGAUGAUGGAUUUGUUGAAUCUUUAUGGGAAACAGAGAAACAGAGGAGUGACAUAAUGAGUAUAUUCCAAGAACCAGUCCUUUAA